This is a messenger RNA of Trichomonas vaginalis G3, 485 nucleotides long. RefSeq lists its product as uncharacterized. The transcript has a single exon. Lineage: Eukaryota; Parabasalia; Trichomonadida; Trichomonadidae. The annotation marks the transcript as partial. The record is from RefSeq and is a predicted model, not a curated record.
AUGAAGCAUUUAAUACAUGACGUAGAUGAAGACAUGAAUGAAACUACAGACAAACUUAACUCUUCUCUCAUUCUUCCUUUCAGUAAGGACUAUGAGUUCUGUUCAAAUGGUGUGUAUUUCUAUUGUGGAAAGAUGGGUUCAGGUAAGACAUUUAACCUCAUUCGUCAUAUACUCAUAACAGAACGUUUAGGUCAAGAUUCAUAUUAUGACCAAAUCAUUAUAUCAGCAACUUCAGACUCUAUGGACUCAACAGCGAAAACAUUUAUGUCAAAAGUUCAAGCCUCUGUCGUUAAAGUUCCAGACAGUGAACUCAUUGAAUUUCUUCAACGUUACAUUCGACGUAAGAGGAAAUAUUAUGCCAUCGUUGAAUUUAUACAGUCAGGAAUGCAAAAGACUUCAGAAGAGAUGGAAAGAAUUAUUGACAAACACCACUUACGUCAAUACUCAGGAGUUUACGAUAUGAAACGACUUACAAACUACAUUCU